Molecule: messenger RNA, 1321 nt
Organism: Amborella trichopoda
Lineage: Eukaryota; Viridiplantae; Streptophyta; Magnoliopsida; Amborellales; Amborellaceae
Product: ER lumen protein-retaining receptor A
Biological process (GO): protein retention in ER lumen
Cellular component (GO): membrane
Molecular function (GO): ER lumen protein retrieval receptor activity
Source: RefSeq, a predicted model, not a curated record
UGCUGGGAACGGACGUGUCCUAUAAAGAGCCACUUUAGAAAUAUGAGCGAAAAACGAGGGGUAUCUUAAUAUUCUGGUUCCAUGGAACGACAUCUGGCCUGCUCGCUCUCCCUCCUGUCCAAUUGCCCCAAUGAAGAAAAAUCACAUUCAAACACGCGCUCUCCGUCUCAGGUCCAAGAAUUAGGGCAAAAGAAUUUGGAGCUUUGAGAAAGAGAGAGCAUAGUGUCAGAUUAGGGCAGGAAGCCAUGAAUAUCUUUAGAUUUCUCGGGGAUAUGACCCAUUUAUUCAGCAUUCUGGUCCUCCUCCUGAAGAUCUAUGCUACCCAAUCGUGUUCAGGGAUUUCAUUGAAGACUCAAGAGCUCUAUGCUAUGGUGUUUGUUGCUCGUUACUUGGAUCUUUUCACCGAGUAUAUAUCCUUAUACAACUCUCUUAUGAAAUUGGUUUUCAUUGUGAGUUCCUUGGCGAUUGUGUGGUGCAUGCGUGCCCGCCCUUCUGUAAGGCACUCUUACGACAAGGAUCUCGACACCUUUCGCCACUACAUUCUGGUGGCAUGCUCUUUUGCCCUAGCGCUCCUUGUUCAUGAGAAGUUCACCAUCAAAGAGGUCUUGUGGGCAUUCUCCAUAUACUUAGAGGCAGUGGCAAUUCUUCCUCAGUUGGUUUUGGUACAGAGAAGUGGAAACGUGGACAACCUAACUGUGCAAUAUGUUUUCUUUCUUGGGGCUUACCGUGCAUUUUAUGUUUUGCACUGGAUUUACCGCUAUUUCACUGAGAAGUACUAUGGUCGAUGGAUAUCUUGGGUCUCGGGGCUUGUGCAGACAGCUCUAUACGCUGAUUUUUUCUAUUAUUACUUCAUCAGCUGGAAGAACAAUGCGAAGCUUCAGCUACCAGCCUGAUCUUACCACGAUAGUAAAACUUUAGUAAAUAUCACUCCCCAAUUCUUGGGCCUUUUGUCACAUGCCCAAAGAAAAAGUUGCUGGAUUUAUGAGGCAGCAGCUUGGGUGAAUGAUUUAUAUGCUUUUUGUGAUAUAAUCUGCCACAAGCUUGGUUUUUGUAAUUGUAUAAUUUUGAGCCAUAGAAGGACAACAAGAAAACGUGGUAUUGCAGAGCCAUGCCAUUCAUUCGAAUUUCAUCAAAGGUAGGAUCAAUCUCUUAUCGAAGGUAUGAUCAAUCUCUGAUAAGGAGGAAGCUUUGUGCUUUUUAAAUCAAUUAUACGUGGUUCGGAGGGUAUUGUGGUUGUCUGAGAAAUUCUAACUCCACCGUUGUGUUUUAGAAAAGUGGGGUAUAUAUUGAUUUUCUCCAUAUCAGGGGGUUUGUUUUUGUA